UGUGAGAAGCAAAAGUAUUAUAAACCCUGUCCAGUUGCCCAUGUUUUGUGCUGUCGUUACAAAGUUUCAACCUUGAGAAAAUGACAAAAGGUGGUAAGAAAUACUCAUCAAUGGAAAAGGAUGGCAAAUGGCUGGCUCAUGUAGGUUUACCAGCAAAUGACACCAGUAACCGGGAGACAUGCACCAGCACAGGGUCUAUGCUGUCUCAGAGUGAACCAUUACCUCCAGCAUCUAGCACAGAGAAGUAUCCAAAGAUCUUCAUCAACACAGAACAGAAAACCAUGGGAAGAGUCUAUCCAUUCUCAGCCCAUGAUAACCAAGCUGCACUGCAACAUACCAUCAAUGUAUUUGAUGAUGGAUUAGGCCGCAAGAAAUGCCUGGACGAGCGUAGGCAACAUAACUCCCACUUCUGCCUGUGCCACCAUGGAAGUGUAAGUUGCGUGGGGGAGACAAGGGGAGACUUCUCAGCCUAUCAGACAGACUACCAAGACUGCCAGGACACAGAGGGCUCCUCCACCAGCAGGCGUUUUCCCAGGAACCAUCUUGAGAGGUCCACUGUGGCAGCUGCUGCCCAGGCAGGAGAGCACUUUAUGUGGUUCGGGAGGCAUGAUGAGGACCGUCCUGUGCCCCUUGAAGUGCUGGCAGCUACAAACUGCUCCUCCUCAUCCAAGCCUUCCAGACACUUCUACCAUAGCAGGCAUUAGAUGAAAUCACCAAAUUAUCCAAAUACUCUUCUUUAGGAAAUCUCAAAGCAACACAUCUGGAUUGUCUUACAAGUGCAAAAAAAAAAAAAAAAACGU
Messenger RNA from Coregonus clupeaformis (lake whitefish), 800 nucleotides. It is a transcript of the gene tex36, whose product is annotated as testis expressed 36. The transcript is spliced from 4 exons. NCBI's taxonomy places the organism in Eukaryota, Metazoa, Chordata, Actinopteri, Salmoniformes, Salmonidae. The record is from RefSeq and is a predicted model, not a curated record. The coding region runs from base 81 to 704 and encodes 207 amino acids.